AUGGCGCCCAUGACCAAAACCUCGGGCCUCUCGCCGCUGCUCCCCGUGCCGUGGGCAGGCGUCCGCGCCUGGCUCGACGAGGCCGAGGCCACCUCGGCCGCGUCGGGCGGCAGCACCGCGCACCUCGCCCACGCCCAGCUGCUCGCCCUCUCCCAGCUCGUCACCUUUGGCGUCGACGAGCCGGUGCUGCCCAAGGAGGACUACGUCAGCAAGCUCAUGCGUAUGUCGUCGUCGCCGGUCCCCGAGGACGACCACCCGAUGCAGGAUGGCGUCGACGCCGUCCGUUUCGCUAACGGGCCAGAAUUCACCCAGGUGCACCGCUUCGGGCCCCCGACCUUUGAGAUGAGCGACCCGGUCGACGUGCCGUUUCGCGGCGCGUUCCAGCUGCGUUGGGGCUGCCAGUGCGUGCUGCCGUGGUGCGGCAAGCGCUUUCCCAGCGGCGACGAGGCGCGGCCGCCGGUGUUGUUUGGGAACAAAAAGGAUGCCAAACAGUAUGCCGCCAUGCUCGCCGUGGAGUAUCUCAAGGGCGCAACAAGGCAAAUGGCGACAUCGCACACGCCUCGCGAGACGCCCGAGAAGCUGGGACUUUCAGAAAAUAGCUCCCAGAAUGCUCCUCAGCAGCCGCAGCCCCCUGCACCAUCGCACACGGCGCCCACACAACCGCUUGCUCUGCCCCAGCCAGCGCAGCCGCCUGCGCAGCCCGCCACGCCCCUGACCCCCCAGAGCCCCCUCGCCCCCCUCGUGCUCACCGCGCCCGGCACCCCUCCUCCGUCGACACGUGCCAAGCGGCCCCUUGACUCGCCCACCACGCCCGGCCCGGCCUCACCCCUCAAGCAGCGUCAUCAGCGCCACUCACCCACGCCGCCGCCGCCCGCCACCGCCGCGAUGCCCUUUGUCUCGCCCAAGGGCCGCGGCGCCGACGCCGCGGCGGAGCAGAGCCGGCUCUUUGGCAGCAUCGCGCGGCUCUGCGCGCGCCUCGGCGUGUCGCAGCCGCAGUACCGCCUGGUCCCGGACCUGGACCGGCCGAGCUUCUUUAGCGGCCGCGCCGAGUUCUCGGUCGGGUCCCGCGUGCCCGAUGACAUUGCCGUCGUCCGCAACGUCCUGGGUAAGAAGCAGGCGCGCAUCCAGAUUGCGGAGCAGGUCCUGGCGUGGAUGGAGAAGGAGGAGAUGCGCCGGCAGCAGCUGGUGGAUGGCAUGCUGUCUUGA
Molecule: messenger RNA, 1206 nt
Organism: Cordyceps militaris CM01
Lineage: Eukaryota; Fungi; Ascomycota; Sordariomycetes; Hypocreales; Cordycipitaceae
Exons: 2
Coding region: 1-1206 (401 amino acids)
Source: RefSeq, a predicted model, not a curated record